This is a messenger RNA of Spathaspora passalidarum NRRL Y-27907, 324 nucleotides long. RefSeq lists its product as uncharacterized. Gene Ontology annotation, biological process: mitochondrial electron transport, NADH to ubiquinone. The transcript has a single exon. NCBI's taxonomy places the organism in Eukaryota, Fungi, Ascomycota, Pichiomycetes, Serinales, Debaryomycetaceae. The coding region runs from base 1 to 324 and encodes 107 amino acids. The record is from RefSeq and is a predicted model, not a curated record.
AUGUCAUCUCCAAUUCUUCCAUUCACUGAAGCCAAUACAAAGCGGGUUUCUGCCUUGUUAAGAAGAUCCCUCCGUCUUGCUUGGGACCACACAACUAAGUUCCAAGCAUACAGAACUGCCACCAUUCAAAUCCGUCAACAAUUCGAAUCCAAUAGAGAUGUAAAUGACCCUCAACAAUUACAAGACAUUAUUGAAAAGACCGAAGCUAAAUUGUACGAAUGGAGAAACCCAGAUCCAGUUAUUCCUCCUUCCAGACCAGGUGGUACCAAAUACGAAAGAAACCUCAAAUUGCCUGCUGAACCAGUUGUGCCAGGUGAUUGGUAG